Messenger RNA from Ostrea edulis (European flat oyster), 1107 nucleotides. RefSeq lists its product as uncharacterized. NCBI's taxonomy places the organism in Eukaryota, Metazoa, Mollusca, Bivalvia, Ostreida, Ostreidae. The transcript is spliced from 6 exons. Bases 1 to 1107 code for a protein of 368 amino acids. The record is from RefSeq and is a predicted model, not a curated record.
AUGUAUAUAUACAUUCUGCUCCAGAGGUUGAACCAAGUUCAUAUUACUUUGUCACAUGAAUCGAAAAGGCACUUGCUUGAAGACUUUUCGGAUUACAGUUCCGACCAAAUUGUCAGAAAUUGUUCCAAUGGUAUGGAUGACAAAAUUAAUGGAGAUCAUUUAGACUUAUAUGUGAAAACAAAUGACAUCAGAAGGAACAAUAAGAUCAAAGACUUGCAUUAUUUUGCUACUGAUUUCACAUUUGACCGUGUGCGUUUAGACCAUCUUGAAGACACAACAGCAGUUGGAGAUGCUAACAGCAUUGAUGCUCAAAUGUUUAUUCCAUCUACAGAUGAAAUGACUGUGUACCGAAAAUCACUUAAGUAUUUGAUAGGUAGAGAACUGGCACAAAAUAUCAAGGGACUAGAUUGGAUGAAUGCCAUCAUACCAACACAUAUCCCCCAUGAUAUGGACAAAGUGAUGUGUCUAAAGUCAAAUUUUUUUUGGCUUCCUUUACAGUUGAAGAAUGAAAUGUAUAAUGAUCAGUGCAUUCAAAUCAUGAAUGAGUUGGAGAAACAUGUGAACACAAUCUAUUCUAAAGCUGGAAGAGUCAAAAUGGUUAGCAUGGAGGAUAGUCCUAAACACCCAUUGCUGAAAAACAACAUGAAGUAUAUGCAAAACAAACCAAAAGAGGAAAUUUUUGAUACCAUAAUGGAGGAGAUACUGGACUAUAGUUUACCUCAUUUUCAGCUUGAUGAUGACAAAAUGAAUACAGAGACAUUGGAGUUGGAGGUAUCAGUUCCGGCUGCAGGACUUAAAGUGGAAGUUACUGGCAAAAUGGAGGGAAAUACUGUAUCAUUUCCAUUAUGUUUAAAUAGAGGCAAAGGAAAGAAUAAAGCUGCACACACGCAGAAAGAGAAUGAGAUUAGAGUAUUAAAAGAUCUCAUCAGGGGAUUAGGCAGAGAACUUUCAAAGUCAAGCAAGGUCACUGAAACACCAUUUAACUUUGACAAGAAUAUGUUCAAACUUAGUGUUUUAACAACUGCAAAUCGCCUUAAACUUGGGAUACCAAUCUCUGAUUUGGAAGAAGAGGACAUGGAUGGAGAUGAUGAGGAUGAUGGACAGUGA